Messenger RNA from Indicator indicator, 1164 nucleotides. Its product is annotated as spondin-2-like. The transcript is spliced from 6 exons. Gene Ontology annotation, biological process: cell adhesion. Bases 1 to 1164 code for a protein of 387 amino acids. Gene Ontology annotation, cellular component: extracellular matrix. NCBI's taxonomy places the organism in Eukaryota, Metazoa, Chordata, Aves, Piciformes, Indicatoridae. The record is from RefSeq and is a predicted model, not a curated record.
AUGCUUUGUGCAAACCUGGGAAGUCUAAGGAGAACUAUAAUUGUUGGACCAAAGGGACCCUCUCCAGGCAUAAAUAGCAAGACUCCUACUGUCUUCUCUUGCAGACCAACUCAGCUGCCAGCAAAAGCAGGUGCUCUCCCCCUACCAGUACUCCAGAGGAAACAUUUGGGAAUGGAAAACCUGAUGUUUGUCUACUGCUCCUGUAAAGUUAUCUGGACCCUCCUUGUAGCAGCAGUGGGCUGUGCCAGCAGCUUGCCUGUGGGUGAUGAUUCUCUCUGCUCAGCAGAGGAGCUGGCCAAGUACAGCAUAAUCUUCACGGGCAAGUGGAGCCAGGCUGCCUUCCCCAAGCAGUACCCACUCUACAGGCCCCCAGCACAGUGGUCAGCAAUGCUGGGUGUUACUCACAGUUCUGACUACAACAUGUGGAAAAAAAAUGAGUAUGCCAGCAAUGGUGUUCGGGAUUUUGCUGAGAAGGGUGAGGCAUGGGUAUUGAUGAAAGAAAUAGAAGAAGCUGGGGAGAAAAUUCAGAGCGUACAUGGAAUCUUCUCUGCUCCUGCCAUAUCCAGUGGCACAGGACAAACCUCCACUGAGUUAGAAGUGCAUCCAAGACAUCCCUUAGUUUCAUUUGUAGUACGAAUUGUUCCAAGCCCAGACUGGUUUGUGGGCAUUGAUAGCCUGAACCUCUGUGAAGGAGGCCACUGGCUGGAGGAAGUGACAGUAGAUCUGUUCCCAUAUGAUGCUGGAACUGACAGUGGUUUCACAUUUUCUUCCCCAAACUUUGCCACCAUUCCACAGGACACAGUUACAGAGAUCACUUGUUCCUCUCCAAGCCACCCAGCCAACUCAUUUUAUUAUCCCAAACUCAAAAUUUUGCCACCUAUUGCUCAAGUAACAAUGGUGAAAAUAAAGAAAAACCUUCUGGGUCUUCCUGUACCUUAUGUUAAUAUGCCAGAUAAAAGCAAUGAAGUAAUAGACACUGUCUCAGAAACACCACUGGACUGUGAGGUCUCACAAUGGUCUUCCUGGGGUCUCUGUAGAGGUGUUUGCAGAAAAACAGGGACCAAGAUAAGAACUCGUUUCGUGCUUCUUCAGCCUGCCAAUAACGGAACACCUUGUCCAAAUCUGGAUGAAGAAACUGGAUGUGAACCAGAGAACUGUGUCUGA